Messenger RNA from Rhinopithecus roxellana (golden snub-nosed monkey), 5091 nucleotides. It is a transcript of the gene VWA3B, whose product is annotated as von Willebrand factor A domain containing 3B. Lineage: Eukaryota; Metazoa; Chordata; Mammalia; Primates; Cercopithecidae. The transcript has 28 exons. The record is from RefSeq and is a predicted model, not a curated record. The coding region runs from base 267 to 4175 and encodes 1302 amino acids.
GUGUCCAGGAGACGCCGUCGUCAACAGACCGCGCUCGGAACCCGAGGCGCGGGUCACAAAGACCUAGAACAGCCGGAAUCCUUCGCCCCGGCGCGCAGCCUUAGCAGGCAGGAAUUGCUGCCUCAGCAACCGGAUGCUUACCUCGUCCGCCCUCUCGGGUCAGGCGGGCCCGGGAGGAUGGGAGGGUGACUGCUGAGCGGGAGCCGCCUCGUUUUCCACCCGACGUAUUGCCUAGAGUUUGCUGUGAUUUAGAUCUUGAUUCAGAGAUGGAGAAAUCAGGCUCAUCCUCUACCAUCUCUGAGCAGCACCUGCAGAGGCAAGAGGGAUGGAGUAACACCAAAACAGACUUGGCUGAGCAGAGUCUCAUUUCAUCUGAGAGAUGGCUUCAACUGCAUGGGCUUAAGAGCAACAAAUUGACCUUGAAACAGAUUUUGUCACAGAUCGGAUUCCCACACUGUGAAGAUUAUGUGGCUUCUCUGGGGAGACUUGUGGCUUCUCGGUAUGCUGAUGGUCUGUUUCCACAGCUCUACAGAGCAGAAGAUGGCAGAGUAUACAAUCUGACAGCUAAGUCAGAACUGAUUUAUCAGUUUGUGGAACAUUUAACGCAAGCUGUGGAGAGCUACAAGCAGCGAAUGGACUGGCUCACCAGCAAAAGCCGGCAGAUUUUUGGUGUCAUCCUGGAACAGUGCAUCACCAUAGUGCUGGAUUUUGGCUGCAUUCUGGAGCGGGAGCUUGAUCUGUGCCGAGAGGCUCUAACAAUGGUUCUCCAGGAGCAGGUGGCUCACAUAACCAAGUUCAAUAUCAUACGGGUUUCUCAAGAGCCUGUGAAGUGGCAGGAAAAUGCUAUUCCUGUGACCAAACAGUCCAUAGCUGCUGCCGUCAGCUGGGUUGAGACACUGACUGUUGAACUGACUGCGAGCGAGGUUGGCUGCCUGGAUGCUCUGCUGGAAGCCGGGAAAGACAAGACUAUUGAAUCCAUUUACUACUUUGUGGUGGGGGAUGUUCCUGAAGAAUCCAAAGAGCUUCUCCUCCAGAGGGCCUUGGAGAUCCCGUAUCCAGUCUACACAGUGUCCUUCAAUGCCAGAAGAGAAGACACUAUAGCUUUCCUAAAGGAUCUAAGUGCCAAGACCCACAGCAGAUUCCACGCAUUCGCUGAGAGAACAGAGUGUGUAGAGUUUUCUGCAUUCUCCACAAAGGCUGGUGACGAUCUGAUGACUUGGAAUUCAAGGAAACUGAAAGGAAAACUCCCUCCAGGAGCCGGUGUCAGAGAGGACGUGUUUCUCGUUUGGCGAGAGAUGGAGGAAGCCUGCAGCACCCUGGCCCAGAUCCAGAGGCUGGUGGCCGAGCCUCCCAAGCCCGAUGUGGCUACGGUGGAUUGCGAGUCAGAAACAACCUCUGUUGAGAUUGCAUUGAAUCCAGAAGACACCUGGGACUCUAAGACAUGGCUGCAGAAAUAUGGCUUGAAGGCCCAGAAGCUAUCCUUGUAUGACGUCCUUGCCGACUGCUCUUUCCGCCAUGCCGAUGGGAUUGUGGAUAUAAAAGCCAAACCGGAGGAUGAGUCCGUGCAGACCAGUGCGGAGACCAACAAGAAGACAGUCCAUGCAAAAUAUUGCAGCAGGUUUGUGCAUGCUCCCUGGAAGGAUGGGAGCUUGGUCCACGUGAACAUUACCAAAGAGAAGUGCAGGUGGUACAGUGAGAGAAUCCACACAGCCCUGGCCCGGAUCCGAAGGAGGAUUAAAUGGCUCCAGGAUGGGAGUCAAAGCCUCUUUGGAAAAUUGCGUAAUGAUUGCAUCUACAUUCUCAUUGACACGUCUCACUCCAUGAAGAGCAAACUGGACUUGGUGAAGGACAAGAUCGUUCAGUUCAUACAGGAACAGCUGAAAUAUAAAAGUAAGUUUAAUUUUGUGAAGUUUGAUGGUCAAGCAGUUGCUUGGCGGGAACAACUUGCCGAAGUCAAUGAAGAUAAUUUGGAACAGGCUCAGUCCUGGAUUAGAGACAUGAAGAUUGGAAGUUCCACAAACACCCUGAGUGCCCUGAAAACUGCUUUUGCUGAUAAAGAAACACAGGCCAUCUACCUUCUGACUGACGGGAGACCUGAUCAGCCGCCUGAAAUGGUUAUAGACCAGGUCAAAGUUUUUCAGGAAAUUCCUAUUUAUACCAUCUCCUUCAACUACAACGAUGAGAUUGCAAACAGGUUUUUGAAAGAGGUUGCUGCUUUGACUGGAGGAGAGUUCCAUUUUUAUAAUUUUGGUUGCAAGGAUCCCACUCCUCCAGAGGCUGUUCAGAAUGAAGAUCUGACUCUUUUAGUUAAGGAAAUGGAACAAGGUCACCGUGACCUGGAGAAGAUGCGAGACCUUUAUUCCGAGUCCGUGAUCAUGGACUGGUGGUACAAUGCGGAAAAGGAUGGAGACAGCAAGCAUCAAAAGGAGAUCUGUUCUAUGGUUUCAACCCCAGAAAAAUGUGCAAAGCCUCAAUCUGAUGUCAAUUCAACACAAAUUUCAUCCCUGAAGAGGUUGAAGGGACCAUGGGGCCUUUCAGAUCAAAAGAUUCAGAAAAAGAAAGUCCUCCACGCAGAAUCAACCAAAACCAGCCUGCUCAGGAGUCAGAUGUCCUCCCUCAGGAGCUCAGCUGGCAGUGAAAGGAAGGACGGCCUCUCCAAUGCCAGCAGCCAGAGGACUGCUCUAAGUGACAAAGAAAUGAGCAUCCUGCUGCCUGAGGAGUGUCUUGAUGACACAUCGUCAGAAAGGGUGACCCGAGAAGGAAGCCAGGUUUCCGACCACAAUUCUUCAGAUGUGUCUUCAGAAAACUGGCUCAAGACCUAUGGCUUGGUUGCCAAGAAACUCACCCUCAUGGAUGCCUUGUCAGUGGCAGCGGUCCCCCACAGCUCCACCUAUGUUCCCGUCCUGGACAAGCAUGUCAUGUCUAAGGUCUUUGAUGAGGUGUUCCCUCUGGCACAUGUGUGCAACGACACAAAUAAGAUGACAUUAAUUAACCCCCAAGGAGCCAAACUCAAUAUCUACAAGCAAAAAGUGGAACAGGCAAUUCAAACCUAUGAAAAGCGCUUGAAUAAAAUUGUUUGGCGAGCAUUAUCUCAAGAGGAAAAAGAAAAGUUAGAUGCAAACAAACCAAUACAGUACUUGGAAAACAAAACAGUUUUAAACCAGGCUUUAGAACGGUUGAACUGGCCCAUUUCAUUGAAAGAGCUGUCGAUGCUGGAAAGUGAAAUCCUGGCUGGGAAAAUGUACAUCCAGCAGGCCAUGGAACUCCAGGAGGCUGCCAAGAAGAAUUAUGCAAACAAGGCCCCGGGAGAGCAACAGAAAUUGCAAGGAAAUCCAACAAAGAAAACCAAAUCAAAAAGACCAGAUCCCCUCAAAGGACAGAAGGUUAUUGCAAGAUGCGAUGAAAAUGGCUUUUAUUUUCCAGGGGUUGUGAAGAAGUGUGUGAGCCGCACCCAAGCACUGGUGGACUUCAGGUAUGGAGACACCAGGGUCGUGUCCACCUCCUUCAUCAUGCCUGUGGGGGGUGCCAUGCCCUGCCCACUGCUCCAGGUUGGAGAUUAUGUGUUUGCCAAAAUUGUGAUACCCAAAGGAUUUGACUUCUACGUCCCUGCCAUUGUCAUAGCACUUCCCAAUAAGCACGUGGCUGCAGAAAAAUUCUACACGGUUUUGAAGUGUAACAACCGGAAAGAAUUUUGCCCUCGGAGUGCACUUAUUAAGAUCAGCCAAAAUAAGUAUGCAGUCUCUUGCUCUCACAUAAAGUCACCCCCAGUUCCUGAGGAUACAGAAGUAGAGGAUGUGGAGACGAGGAACUCUGCUGUCCUUUUCUGGCCACUAAAAGAAGCGGACAUGCAGGAUUCCAGAGAGCCAAGACCAGAGAAGCCCAGGAGGAAAAAGAGUCCCGCCAAGCAGCCUCCUCUCCAGCAGGCGGCGCCCUCGGACUCGGACGGCUCCUCCCACGGCACCAGCUCCCACGGGUCCCGCCCUGGGACACACCCCGAGCCCAAGACAGCCCAGCUCCGCCUCCCCGCGGCCAGGCGGCUAGGACCCAGCAGCCAUCAUGGCCACACCUUCACCUGGAGCAGCCCCGCCCUGUACUCUCGGAGCCACCCACAGCAGCAAAGGGCUGAGGAGCGCCUCGGAGACAUCUUGAGGCCGUCUGGUGACAGCCAUGUUUAAGAGACCAGCGCUCUUCCAGGCUGCUCAGACCUCAGCCCUGACGCUGGAGCCGGCCCCUCCGCUGAGGUAAGGCCGCCCUCUGCGCCGCCCGCGCCUGCCCUGUCUGUGGCAAACGCUCCUCUCCCCUCUGUCCCUGCCGCCUCCCCUGCCCGCUUGACGACACUGGUUCUGGCUUCUUCUGACUGUUCUUUAUCCUGUUUUCCGCCGGUACUCACAAAAUUGUAUUCCAUCUUCUGGUAGACGCCCCACCCCCAGAAGUUUUAACCUGUGAGAUGACUGUCACAGGACUUUCAAAUUGUUUACAAGUCAGCGUAGUCAGGAUCCAAGCCGGCAAUCUUGUUUUAAAUUAAUUAUCACAUCUAAAUUAGAGAUUUUGUCACCCAGUGUUGGGACUGAAAUUCAGACCCGGUAACUUGUCUGAGAUCUGCAAGACUGAACGUCCCCUACUGUAUUGUUUCCUGACAUUUUCAUUGAGCCUUUCCUAAUUAUUUUUGUCUGUAGUCUGUUGUAGGUAAUUCUAAUUGGGCACGAAACCAGAAUAAAAACUCUUACACUGGAAACAUUUCAAAACUAUUGGAUUGUUGGAUUGUUUAUUUGUUACCAUUUUUCUCUGAACACAUUUUAGCAAUGACAUAUGAAAGUAUUCAGUUAUGUUUACUAACCUCAAAAAUGAAAUUGCUCCAUUAAAUUUCCUUUAUCUAGUCAGUAAGAUCCCUGAGGCUAGAUGAAAGCAGCACAGGUCAUCAUUAGGGAAAAUACUGGAUGCUUUCUGCAAAUAGAACAGAUAGGGCAGAGUUCUGAUAGUCUAAAAAUUUACAGUCCAAUUAAAAGUGGCAUUCACAUUCCUGAAAACUAGGAGUAGCCAGGGUUAUGGUGAAGAAAUUAAAGGACUAAUCCACUUCUAAAAAUGUGAAAA